Molecule: messenger RNA, 1619 nt
Organism: Dissoconium aciculare CBS 342.82
Lineage: Eukaryota; Fungi; Ascomycota; Dothideomycetes; Mycosphaerellales; Dissoconiaceae
Product: ribosomal protein L1
Exons: 1
Coding region: 65-1309 (414 amino acids)
Cellular component (GO): 90S preribosome
Source: RefSeq, a predicted model, not a curated record
GGAAUGCGCUGCGUUUGUGAACAUACCAAUUUUUCACAAAUCUAAUAUCAAUCUUCGACAAGCCAUGGCACUUUCGAAGGGAACCGUCGCUAAGCGCGCAGCAGAUUCAGAGCCUGGUCUCGAUCAAGCUCAGACAUUACGCGCCUCGAAAGCUCUUCUCUCCAAGAUCCAAUCGGACGCCGUCGCACAGAAAUCUUCGGGAAAACCCAGCUUGCUUGAUGAUGCCGAUGAUGAGGAUGCGGAGGAUGAGAUUCCGGUCUGGCUAAUCUUAACGACCAAGAAGCACAUCAUUGACAAGAAGCGGCUUAAGCCUGGCAAGGUCCUUCUUCCACACCCAUACUUGAAUGUCGGCGAUGCGAAUUUGAGGAUAUGCCUCAUUACAGCCGACCCCCAGCGCAGAUACAAAGACAUUGUCGCCGAUCCGAGUUUUCCUGUGGAGGUGUCGCAAAGAAUACAACGGGUCAUUGACGUUAAGAAAUUGAAGGCAAAGUACAAACCAUUCGAGGCGCGAAGGCAAUUGUUCGGCGAGUAUGACGUCUUCCUCGCCGACGACCGGGUCAUCACACUGCUGCCAAAGAUCCUUGGCAAGGUCUUCUACAAAAGCGGCAGCAAGCGACCGAUUCCCAUCUCGCUGGAGGGCAGGCGCCAAAACACAGACGAGCAGGGCAACAAGCGUCGCAAGCUUUCCGAGGGUGGCACAAAGGUUAUCAAGGACGAGGUCAAGCCAGCGACCAUUGCACACGAUAUCGAGCGCACAUUGCACAGCGCGCUCGUACAUCUUGCUCCAUCCACGACGACCGCUGUCAAAGUUGGAAUUGCAUCGAUGGAGGCCGAGCAUGUACAAGAGAAUAUCGAAGCCGUCGUGCACGACAUGGUAGAGCGCUACGUGCCACAAAAGUGGCGUAAUCUACGAGCUGUCCACAUCAAGGGCCCCAACACCGCCGCGCUACCGAUCUGGCUGGCCGAAGAGCUAUGGGAGGAUGAGCAGGAUGUCCUGGAAGAGGCCACACCCGCAAAGGAAAGCCGCAAGAAGCGGACGCGCGGCGCACUAGAGGCUGGUGAUGCGGAUGAAGGGGUCAUUGAGGUGCCAGGUGCCGAUGGCAAAAUGCGCCGCGUGGAAAAGCCACCGGCUAAGAGGAAGAGCUCCGAAGUCGACGGCAGCAAGGCGAAGAAGGCAAAGGGAACCUCAGCAGAUGAGAACAAGGCGACAGAGGCGCUUGAAGUCGAGAAGAAGGACAAGGCUGCCCGGAAGGCUGCCCUACAGAAGCAAAAAUCCGAGGCAAAGGCCGCGGCUGUGAAGGCCAGGUGAGAAUCGCCAGGCUGUCAUAAUUCUUAAUAGUCUCUGUCGGCGGGUAAACAUGGAGCGAAGGCGUUUCGGUUUAGCUUUGUACGAAAUGUUAUGUUUCAAUGACUGUGUACAAAUCUUCUAUGUCCCAAGUCUCUCGCGCCUUCAGGGGGUCUGUCACGAGUGGUCGUUCAACGGCGAUGAAACAGGCCUUGCCUUGAGGUUCUCUACGAGAGUGCAAACAAGUCGCGGUUCGUGGACACAUAAGUCACAAAUAGUUCUUAGACUUGAUUUCUUGCUUUCAUAAUCAAACACAUAGCAGUCCCGGGGUUCA